Prosopis cineraria is the source of this 1594-nucleotide messenger RNA. Its product is annotated as probable flavin-containing monooxygenase 1. The record is from RefSeq and is a predicted model, not a curated record. The transcript is spliced from 5 exons. Bases 1 to 1557 code for a protein of 518 amino acids. Lineage: Eukaryota; Viridiplantae; Streptophyta; Magnoliopsida; Fabales; Fabaceae. Gene Ontology annotation, molecular function: flavin adenine dinucleotide binding; NADP binding; N,N-dimethylaniline monooxygenase activity.
AUGGCUGUGCUUCAAAACCACCACCAUGUUAUUGUUGAAUCCAGAGUUGGGAUCAUUGGGGCUGGUAUCAGUGGGAUUGCUGCAGCCAAACAGCUAUCUUACUACAACCCAGUGGUGUUUGAGGCCACUGAUUCUAUUGGGGGUGUUUGGAAGCAUUGUUCUUACAGUUCCACAAAGCUCCAAACACCUCGCUGUGACUUUGAAUUCUCAGACUUCCCUUGGCCUCAAAGAGAUAACUCUUCCUUUCCUUCCCACCUCGAGGUACUUGAAUACUUGCACAGCUACGCCACACGCUUUGAUGUGUUGAGGCUGGUCAGGUUCAAUUCCAGGGUGGUAGAAAUUCGCUAUGAUGGUGACCACACCAACAAAUCUGAACUUGGCAGGCUACUCGGUGGCCGUCCUGUUUGGGAGAUCGCUGUCCAAAAUACUCAGCUCAAGACUCUUGAGUGGUAUGCUUUUGAGUUUUUGGUGGUGUGCGUUGGCAAAUACGGAGACGUACCAAGGAAGGUAGAAUACCCACCAAACAAAGGUCCAGAAUCAUUCAAAGGCGAAGUGUUGCAUACAAUGGACUACGCUAAGCUUGAUAAACAAGCUGCUCAACAACUUCUCAGAGGAAAAAGAGUUGCUGUUGUCGGCUACAAGAAGUCUGCCAUUGAUUUAGCUAUGGAGUGCGCAGAGGCAAACGCAGGAUGCGAUGGGAAACCUUGCACGAUGGUGAUAAGGACAAUGCAUUGGACUGUUCCAUCUUACUGGAUUUGGGGAUUGCCAUUUUUCCUAUUUUUUUCCACUAGGUCUUCUCAGUUUCUCCACGAAAGGCCUAAUCAAAACUUGUUCAGAGCCCUUCUCUGUCUUCUCUCGUCCCCAAUGAGAAAAGCGAUUUCCAAGUUCAUAGAAUCAUACUUGACUUGGAAGCUUCCUUUGAAAAAAUAUGGUCUCAAACCGGAUCACCCAUUCGUGGAGGACUACGCUUCAUGCCAGAUGGCGAUCUUGCCUGAGAAUUUCUUCUCUGAGGCAGACAAAGGAAAGAUACAAUUCAAGAAGGCUUCCAAGUGUUGGUUCUGGAGCGGAGGACUUGAAUUUGAAGAUGACACCAGAUUGGAGGCCGACGUGGUGAUUCUUGCCACCGGUUAUGAUAGCAAGAAGAAGCUUCAAUCUCUACUUCCUGACCCAUUUCGAAGCUUAAUCGUGGACUCUUCAGGGAUUAUGCCCUUGUACAGGGGAACGAUCCACCCGUUGAUUCCUAACAUGGCGUUUGUGGGGUAUGUGGAAAGUGUGUCAAAUCUUCAGACGGCAGAGUUAAGAUGCAAGUGGCUGGCAAGACUAGCGGAUGAGCAAUUCAAGCUUCCGAGUGUGAGGAAGAUGAUAGAGCAGACGAGUGAGGAAAUACAGGCGAUGAAAAGAACCACUCGUUUCUAUAAAAGACACUGCAUUUCAACUUUCAGCAUCAACCACAGUGAUGAGAUUUGCCAGGAGAUGGGUUGGAGCAAUUGGAGGAAGACCAAUUGGUUCUCUGAAGCAUUCAGCCCUUAUACCAGCCAAGACUACUUUGGAAUAUAACGAAUCUCAUAGUUGUUUGUUGCUCAUUAUUUUUCAA